This is a messenger RNA of Bradysia coprophila, 5020 nucleotides long. RefSeq names its product intraflagellar transport protein Oseg6 (gene Oseg6). Gene Ontology annotation, molecular function: protein binding. Lineage: Eukaryota; Metazoa; Arthropoda; Insecta; Diptera; Sciaridae. Gene Ontology annotation, cellular component: cilium; intraciliary transport particle A. The record is from RefSeq and is a predicted model, not a curated record. Gene Ontology annotation, biological process: intraciliary retrograde transport; cilium assembly.
UACCGGUUUCCCGUGUUUGUUUCCAUAACAACACAAUGUCAAACAAAUGUUUUCAAUCGACAUCGUAAUACUCGUAACACAAGAUGUGUUUCUGAAAUCAAUUCCGUGAAAACAUCAAACCAUGACCAGUGAAAAGAUUCUCUACAAACAUUCAGAUAUACAUGGCAAUGGCGAUGUAUUCUUUGUAUGGCAAAACGGAGGAUCAGCCAAUUUGCUCGCCAGCACGGGAAGCGAUGGAACGGUGGCAAUUUUCAACAGACAAGGGCAUUUAGAAGAAAGAAUUGUUUUGCAUGGACUGUGCUGUGGAUUUGCUUGGGAUUUUGAGGGCGACAACUUGGGCAUUAUAACAUCGAACUCGUCGCAGGUAACACUAUGGGACUCAAACGAACGACAGAAAAGCAUUAUCGAUACGGGUCUGCGAGAUCCGUUGACUUGUAUACUUUGGGCGAAAUCAUCGGCACUGAUGGCUGUUGGAACAGCUAGAGGAAAUUUGGCCAUCUAUAAUCAUCAGACAUCCAAACGGAUUCCCAUUUUGGGUAAGCACACCAAGCGAAUCGUGUGCGGUGCAUGGUCGACCGAAAAUAUUUUAGCACUCGGCAGUGAAGACAAAAAUUUGUCCAUCAGUACGGAAGACGGAGACCUGUUACGAACCGUCGUCCUGCGAGACGUGCCUAGCGAUAUGCAAUUUGCCGAAAUGAAAACUGACGAACGAAUACCCGGUGAAAACACUGUAAGCAUGAUCAUCGGGAAGAAAACGCUGUACCUGUAUCAUCUACCCGAACCAGAGUCUCCAUCAGAGCUAGGCUUUCAACCGAAAUAUGGGUCAUUGUUGCAGCACAAGUGGUUUGGCGAUGGCUACAUUCUUCUGGGAUUUUCGAAUGGCUAUUGCAUAGCGAUCUCAACUCAUCCGAAGGAAGUUGGCCAGGAAUUGUGGCAGAUAAAGAAUCAUCGCGACAAUUUAACGGCCAUAGCUGUGUGUGAUGCUCUGUCUGUGGUCGCCUCUUGUGGAGAUAACAACAUCAAAGUACACUCGACCGCCAAUCUUCAGGAAACGGUGAACCUAUUAAAUCUGACUGACCAGUCAGGUGUUCGUAGCAUCAGCUGGAGUAAUGACGGUCAACUGUUGGGUGUAUCUACAUCUAAUGGAACUCUGACUGUUUUUGUCACAAAAUUGCCUUUACUGUCGGCAAUAUCACCUCCACGAAUAGCACUUUUGAGUAGCUUGGCUGAGGUAUCACUGUAUCAAUAUUCUCCGGACAAGGUGCGGCCAUCCCCAAUCAUCGUGCAACUGGAAAUUGAACCAACAUUCCUAGCCGUUGGAUCUUAUCAUCUGGCCUGCGGAAUGAACAAUCACAUUUGGUUCUACGAUUUGGGCCGGUCGUCGACGGAUUCACCAAUGCUUUUAGGCGACAGAGAAUAUAUGGCAGAGAUCAGAGAAGUUCGCGUUAAUUCGUUGCAUUGCGCUGUGCUGUGUGGAGGACAGAUAAUGUUGCAUCCGAUCGAGUCACAAAAUCCAGCUACAAAGGACCAGCAACCCCAAUUAUUUCCGAACAGUAUUCACGGGAUGCAAGAGUCCGUAAUCAGUUGCCUCGCUAUGACUUCGGAUUUUCUGAUCUUUGCCAGUGACCUCGGCAAUUUGGUUUACUUUUCGCUGGAGAAUUGGACACCCGUCAUCAAGUACCGACAUACUAUGGGCAUUAAGCAACUAUUUGCCGAUUGCGAAGGGACAAAGCUGGUCUUCAUCGAUGACCACAAUCAGGGAUACGUUUAUACGCCAGCUAAUGAAGACGUGGUUCUGAUUCCACAAUUUCCGAAAACAAUUCUCGGUGUAUUGUGGGACUACGCUAAGCCGUCCACAUUUAUUGCCCACGAUGAUAAGGUCUGCAUUACGUAUGUGUUCGUCAAGCAUUCCGUCGAUGGCAAAUUGGUGGAAAAAAUUGGCGAAACUCUGUUGGUCAUCGAUCAGCAUCCGUUAAUGCUAUUCGACGGUGACCUAUCGCUGAGCUCAAGCUCGGGUAAAUUGUCUUCGAUAACACUGUCAACGCAUCUGUAUUCCGGAAUCGUCGAACCUAAAAUUCAAGUUGACAAUUUGAUCCGACUGCGGAAGUUCGCCGAUGCAUGGGAAUUGUGUAAAAUGAUCGACGACAAAGAGAUGUGGAUGAAAUUGGCAUCGGCUGCCAUAGCGGACCUCGACGUUCCAUUUGCAAUUAAAGUUUAUCGUCGCAUUGGCAAUGCGGCGAUGGUCUUUUCGCUGGAAGAAAUUCUGCACAUCGAAGACAUCAACUACGUAGCUGGUUACUGUGCCAUAUUAUUGGAUCGAGUUGACAGAGCGAAAACUUACUUUGCCAAGAGUGUCCAUCCGCAGGAAGCCCUUGAACUAUGUCGAGAUCUGCUGCAAUGGGAACAGGCCAUGUCGCUUGCGGAAACACUAGCACCAGAGCAGAUACCGGUCAUUGCCAGAGAAUAUGCACAGCAAUUGGAGUUUACUGGAAACUACUCUGAAGCUCUGCUGCACUAUGAAAAGGGAAUCAACUAUCAAAACUCCGACAGUUUAACCGUAGAGCAACAGGAACAUGUGAAGCUUUGUCUGUCAGGUAUAGCCAGAUCCAGUAUUAAACAUGGUGACCACAGGAAAGGGGUCCAAAUUGCUCUGCAAAUAAACGACAAGGAACUGCUGAACGAUUGUGGCGAAGCGCUGACCACGAUCGGUCAUUUACAAGAAGCAGCCAAUUUGAUGGAAAAAGCUGAAAAUUGGGACAAGGCGUGCAGUUUGUAUGUUCAACUGAAAUCGUGGCCGAAGGUCCAAAGUAUUCUUCCCUACGUGACGAGCAUCAAAUUGCAUGCAGCCUAUGCACAAGCGAAAGAGAAGGAAGGCAAUUUCAAUGAGGCCAUCAGAAGCUACACUCAGGCCGGCGAUUUGGACAGUGUUGUGCGUGUGUACUUGGACCAUCUAUCGGAUCCGCACAGUGCAUCGGAAAUUGUGCUGGAGUCUCGGUCGAUGGAGAGUUCGAAAAUGUUGGCGAAAUUCUACCAACACAUUGGCGAUUAUGAUCAGGCGCUGCAGUUUUUGAUAUUGUGUGGCUGUAUAUCGGACGCCUUCGCGUUGGCUCAGCGUCACAAUAAGCUGAGAAGAUACGGUGAGUUGUUGGACACAUCGGACAACGCUCAGCCAUCGGAUUAUUUGGCCGUGGCACAGUAUUUUGAACAGGAGAAGUACACUCUGCUGGCAGGGAAAUAUUAUUUUCUAGCAAAGGAAUAUCAGAAGUCGUUAAAAUUCCUGCUAAAGGCGUCAAGUUUUAGUAAUGAUGAAAACAGUGCUCUCUCACUUGCCAUUGAUUGUGUUGCAACAUCCAACGACGAUCGUUUAGCGAACCAACUCAUAGAGUUUCUGUUGGGGGAGACUGAUGGCUCGCCAAAGGAUCCAAAGUAUGUGUUCCGGUUGUAUAUGGCGCGGAAAUAUUUUAAAGAUGCAGCCAAGUCUGCUGUUAUCAUCGGAAGUCAGGAACAAAUAUCCGGCAAUUAUAGAAGUGCCCAUGACUUGCUGUUUUCUAUGUACCAGGAGUUGCGACGGAAUAAUCUGAGUGUUGCGUCUGAUCUGAAAAACAAUUUGGCUCUCCUGCAUCGUUACACGUUGGUUCGAGUACAUGUGAAAAUUGGUAACCACUUGCUGGCAGCAAAACUUCUGGUUCAAGUGGCAGCUCACAUUUCACAGUUUCCUACCCAUAUUGUUCCAAUCCUCACUUCGACAGUAAUCGAAUGCCAUCGAGCUGGUCUGCAAAAGUCGGCCUUUACCUAUGCAGCCAUGUUAAUGCGACCGGAACAUCGCAGUCAGAUCGAUUCAAAGUACAUCAAAAAAAUCGAAGCAAUCGUCCGGAAGGCUCCGCGCGGCAUCAAGGAUGUGGAAGAUGAUUUUCAACAAGAAUCCACGCCCUGUCCGGUAUGCGAUGCUAGUUUGCCUACAAUGGAUGUGGCGUGUUACCAGUGCAAAACCGAUCUACCAAUUUGCAUAGCGACCGGUCAACACAUUUCCAAGGAGAAUCUGGCCGCAUGUCCGGAAUGUGAUUUUCCAUGCUUCAAAAACGAGAUGUCGAAAAUUUUGGAUUCUACCAAUCAAUGUCCUAUGUGUGCCGAAAUUGUCGACUCCAAUCGCUUGAACGAUGUCGAGAAUGUGGCGUCAUACUUAUCUGGACUCUCAUAGGGUACAGAAAAUGUGUCGCAUCAGCGAUGACAACAAAUCGGAGCGUAAGUAAGUAACGAGGCAAAUAUUAUGUUAAAUACACCUAUAUGUGUCGUCGGUGUCGUCAGAAGAAACAGACUCGAUCAUGCAUUUUUCGUACCAUCUAAAAUAGUAUGCGCGCGGCUGAAUGGUUUGAUUAAAUAAAUUUCAAAUUUUAUCGUUGGGGAUCGUCGAUAAAGGACGUCCGCUUGAUUUUCAAAAUUCUUGAAAUCCCUCUGUCCCUGUCACAAAUUUAAACCGCUUCAAGCGGUCAACUUUCAUUGUUUGGGUAUUUCAUAGAAGACGCCACUCACACGAUUCUCGGAAUUUUUUUUUUUUUGGUAUCCUUUCCUCUCAUGUCCGGACUUUUUCAGUAUAUCUACAACAUAACAUGCUACACUUGGUGUUUGCUCGUUCUUUACAGAUGGUUCUUUUGCUGAGCAUGAUGUUCAAACCGAAGUUUUAAAAAAAAUGCUGGCUACAUAAUCAUUCACAAAUUACGUUAGUUUUUGCUUCACAGAUAGCGUAUUAAGCGAGUCAUUAAAGAUUUCAUUUUGAUGACAACACUGAAAUUGAGCUACGUAAUUUAUGAAUGACCUCCACUGGCAACUCCUUAUUUUAUAAUUAUUAGUACAAAAACGUCCAUGACUACUGAAUUUGAAUAAGUCUUUGUUAGAUAGAUUUAAGCCUGUUUAGAGUGUUGUCGGUAGGAUUGUUAAUAAUAUGUUCCGUCCAUUUGAAAAUUAUUGUGUUACUUGCCAAGAAAAGAAAAGAGGAAAAGAAAUAAAUUUUGUUUAUGUCGGA